Messenger RNA from Xyrauchen texanus (razorback sucker), 1577 nucleotides. RefSeq names its product homeobox protein Hox-B6a-like. Gene Ontology annotation, cellular component: nucleus. The coding region runs from base 71 to 754 and encodes 227 amino acids. The transcript is spliced from 2 exons. Gene Ontology annotation, molecular function: RNA polymerase II cis-regulatory region sequence-specific DNA binding; DNA-binding transcription factor activity, RNA polymerase II-specific. Gene Ontology annotation, biological process: anterior/posterior pattern specification; regulation of transcription by RNA polymerase II. NCBI's taxonomy places the organism in Eukaryota, Metazoa, Chordata, Actinopteri, Cypriniformes, Catostomidae. The record is from RefSeq and is a predicted model, not a curated record.
UAAUAGCUAAACCACUUGGACUAUAAAACACAACAAAUCAUAAACCAAGCAAAAGAGCCGUGCCCUCCCAAUGAGUUCCUAUUUUGUAAACUCAACUUUCCCAGUGACUCUGCCUGGAGGACAGGAGCCGUUCUUGGGACAGAUACCGUUAUAUUCCUCCGGAUACACAGACCCUUUGCGACACUAUCCCGGGGCUGCUUAUGGAGCUACCGGUGUCCAAGACAAGACCUAUCCAUCCUCCUUUUACCAGCAAGCGAAUGGUGCCUAUGGUAGGGCAACCGCCGCCGGUCCCUGCGAUUACGCGACGGCAAGCUUCUACAGGGAAAAGGACCCUGCUUGCGCCCUCUCUAGCAUAGAGGAACACUCGCUCGUUCUCAGCCAAGACCACCGCAAGACAGACUGCACGGGGUCGACGGGGAAAUGUAUCUACUCUGAGGUCGACGAACAGAAGCCGUCAGCGCCUGUUUAUCCUUGGAUGCAACGGAUGAACUCGUGUAACGGGACCUUCGGUAACGCUGGACGAAGGGGUCGUCAGACGUACACUCGCUACCAGACGUUAGAACUGGAGAAAGAGUUCCACUUUAACAGGUAUCUGACCCGAAGGCGCCGAAUUGAGAUUGCGCACGCACUGUGCCUGACAGAACGUCAGAUAAAGAUUUGGUUCCAAAAUCGGCGAAUGAAAUGGAAAAAAGAGAACAAAUUGAUCAACUCACAGACCAGCGGCGAAGAGGAGGAGGAGAAGAGGACAGACUGAAAUUAUAAACUAUAAAUCCCAUGAAAAAUAAACUGUCACAGAGGGCACCAGACACCAAUGUCUAAUCACACAAAUGAAGACUUUCCACCAUUUUAGCAACUGUAGAAUUCCUGUUAACUCAUAAAUUUAAUUUCCAUUGUGAUUUCUGUUCGCUUUUUUUACAUGUGGUUUUGUGCGCUAUUACCCAGACUUGCUCUUUUACCUGAAAUUUCCAUGUUGAAUAAAGCGAUUUGAAAUGUCAUAUUCGUGAUCAUAUUUAAAAUGUGCAAAAAAUAAAGUUUAUUCCCACUGUUUGCCAAAAAAAAAAAAAAAAGAGAAAAGAGAAAAUAAAACAAAAAAAAAAAAAAAAAACGUUUUUUAUUUUUAUUUUAGACGUUUAGACAGUUUGAGUUAAUUUAUAGAGUUUGGCUGGAAAGGGUUGGAGCACUUAAAUAUUCCAGUGAAGCAUGUUAGAGGUAUAUUAGUCUAUAAUGGUUCAGUAUUCUAUAUUUUUUGUACGUGCUUUCUGUUUGUUGUUCAACCCUUCAAUAAAUCUAAACAUCAUUCCGACUGUCAUACUGUCUGAAGGCCGUGUUAUAUGAAAUGACUGAUUCUUAUUGUGGUGCAACACCUGUAUGCUUUCCCUUUUGUUUUUUGUUUUUUGAAUAUUUUUGUUUUUUACAAGAAAUCUAGAUUAAACAAAUUUACGAUAGACCUAUAAGUGAUGUAUUGAGUUUUUAUUUAUUUAUUUUUUAUUAGUAUUUCAGUGAUUCCAGUUUACUGGUCAACGCAUUUAACAUUCACACAGCUGCGUAACCUGUAUGAAAUUUCAGUACCUGCCGGA